GGUCUAGUAACUAGUCGCAGUAGGUAACUCAACUCCCGUCUGAUGUCACAAACAGUAACUGAAGCCCUGAACUACUGAAAGCAUCUGAACCGCCUCCUUUAGCCGGAGAGAGAGAGAGAGAGAGAGAGAGAGAGAGAGAAGAAAAACAUGGCGAACUUUCCUCUUUUCUGAAGAGCUGCCGAGUGUUUCUGCAAGCACCACCGUGCAUGACUUCACUUCUGCAUCCACACUCGAUCUGAAGCCGAAAACGAGGCUUUUCUCAUGGAUUCGGAGCGAGUGAAGUAUCAUGGGAUGAGAGUUUGAAACACUUGGAUACUACUAAAGCAGGACAGGAUGGAGAAACAAGGAACAAGACGCGAAAAGUUUGGUUUGUUUGGGCCGCGAGCGCUGGGCAGAGCUGUGCACGCAGCCACCGCCGACGGCCCGGGCCUCAGCAAGGCCGAGUUCAUGGAGAAGGUGCGGCAAAGCAACGAGGCCUGCCAGCUGGGAGACUUCCAGACGGCCGUGAAGCUGUACGGAGAAGCCCUGCGCGCCGACCCGCAGAACUGCAUCCUGUACAGCAACCGCUCGGCCGCCCACCUCAAACUGGGCCAGUACCAGACCGCCCUGGACGACGCAGUCAAGGCCCGCCUCCUUAACCCUAAAUGGCCGAAGGUGAGUGUGUGGGUGGGGCUUCGUGUUUUUAUUCCAGAUGAAGACGUCGUUCGUUCUUCAUGUCCUCUGUACUGUUUUUCCUCAGCUCAGAGAUGCACAGAUCAUCGCUGGUUUCCGUUUGUUUGUUUGAUCUUUUAGCAUUCACUGCAGGUACAGCGAGCCGAGAGCUUGAGAUUUUGCCAAAUCGCCUCUUUGCUUAACAUUUCUCAGCUGUGCACUCGCAGCAGAACAUCACGGCAAAGUCAGCGUCUGAAAAACGAUCGCAGUAGUGGCCUUGCAAGCUCGUUUGCUCUUGGCAACGGGAAAAGGGCACGCUGUGAUAGACUUGCUAACAAACAACACUGCCAUUUAUUCCUAUAUGCUCUCUUACAGCUACUAAAUAUUAAACUAGAUUAAUUAUAUAGAGAGAAUUUGAUCAGGUGGAUUCAGAUUCUGACAUAGUUCCCACAAAAUGUGUUUAAUUGGAUGAUAUUUGGCCAUUGAGAUUAUUAGCAUUGGGGCCUUUCUGUUAUUAUUAUUCUUUUUUUGUGCGUAUUAUUAUGCAAAGUAAGUGUUUGAUUCAUUAUAGCAGUUAAUGUAUGUAUUGUUUGCAAUUUGUAUCAGUAUGUGCCAACUGAAAACCUUCUUUGUUUAACUACAAGUUGUAUUUGGAAUCAGUUUCUGACACAGUUUUACACAAAACAUUUAUGUGCAUUAUUAUUUACUGGCUUUAUAUCAUUAGUUGCAGUUCUGGGAUCAAAUAAAUAAUAUUUGUUAGAUUCUCCAGGCAUUUCUAGUUAUAGAUAAACUGGUAUUUAAACCCAUAUUUGGCCAUAUUGAGAUCAUUAGCAUUAGCUUAUGCUUGUUUUAAUAAAUUAUAGAUGUUAAUUUGUGUGCAUAUUAUGUAAAAUAAGUUUUCAAUACAUUUCAGCACUUAGUUAGUAUACAUAUUAUUUGCCAAUAUUUAUAUCAGUAUCUGACAUUAAAAAAAGCCUUUAUGUUGGACUCCUGGUCAAAAGUUUGAGGUCUUUAAAAUGAUAAUACUUUAAUUCAGCAAGGAUGCAUUAAACUGAUCAAAAGAAUCAAAAAAGAUUUCUAUUUGAAAUUAAUUCUGUUCUUUUGAAUCCUGGUAUAAAUGGUAUCAUAGUUUCCAGCAUGAUAACAAAUAUUAACAAAUAAUAACAAAUAUUUCUUGAGCAGCAAAUCAGAAUAUUAGAAUUAUUUGUGAAUGAUCAUGUGACUCUGAGGACUAAAAAAAUUCAGCUUUGGACACAGGAAUAAAUUAUGUUUUAGAAUAUUAUUCAAAGAGAAACCACUUAUUUUAAAUUGUUAAAAUAUUUCAGAAUAUUACUAAUUUAACUGUAUUUUUGAUCAAAUAAAUGCAGCCUUUGUGAUCAGAAGAGACGUAUUCCCCCCCAAACUUUUGAACAAUACUGUAUUAAGUCCUUAUGUCUCAUAUAGGAUUUUUGUAGCCCAAUGGUUAGUUCUGUGCUGCUAAAAGAAGUGUUGCAGGUUCAAUCUUAACUAGCUGUGAACAAAAUAACAGUAGAGUUGUUAUUAUCCUGCUCAUAUCUGGUGACUUCAGUGUUCGUAAAUAUGUACUGCACCUCAUAUUAGUGUAUUGCAAGUCAAUUCAUUUUAUUAAAAAUGCACUUUUAACAAUACAGAUUGUGUCGAAGCAGCUUGACGGUAUCAAAUAGCGUGUCAGUGCAAAAGCACAACAGUGAACACCCAACACAAGUUGUUUCGGAUACUAAUGUCAGCCAGCAUAUUUAUAUUCUAACAGUUUAGGUUGUUUGUCGAAAUCGAGUUUUUGUUCUACUUUGAACCGAGCGACCCACACACAUGUGUGCAAUCUUCACAGCUCUACUCGUAAGUAUUUUGUUAUCACGCAAACAUGUUGGCUUAAAUAAGAGCUGAGAUUAUUAAAAUGGUCUUUUCCUCAUCCGUAAACCGCCUCAACGCUCUGAGAGAAGAGCGUUUUGCGCAGACGUGAGUGGUACUUGGGUUUGGUCUCGCUCUGACCACACAGUCCUCUCCUCCCCGGCCCAAAGCACAUGUGGCAAAACCCAAAGCCAGCGAGGAACGUUAACCUCUGCGUGCAUAGCUGCCCGUCUUUUGGUUUGCUGCAUAGAGGCGGGACUUUCUCCUUUGGCACAAGAGAAAAGGGCAGAAACAUGGGUUCCAUUUUACUCAACCAAAAUGUGUGAAAUUGUUGUCUUUAUGAGCAGCGGGCUCCUCUGAGGCCCGACGGGGAGUUUUCCAAAUAACCAGCACCACAAGUGCAGUGCUCGGGAUCUAGCCGAGGAAGAUUUGUGGGAGCCAGCAGACAGCGAUCACCGUAUCAGAGAGACUGUGCUUCCUGUUGGAGCAGAAUAGGAGGAAGUAGUGGGUGUGGGGCCGAACUGCUGUGUUGUUGUGGAAAUCCUGGACGGGUUCAACGGCAAACUUGUGCUGCGAGGACAAUAACUGCAAUAACAGCAACAUUCCACCGACUUUACAGGCCUGAAAAACACUGCAGAUUUGCCCCGUUACGCACAUGUGGAGCGUUUCUGCCAAAACUCUCAUAAAAAACACAAUUAAACAAACAAAUGUGAAGUUGCGACAUUGCCCAGAAGAAAACUUUAGCGUCUCUUUCAUAUUUCGGAGACUUAAUGGAGUCUAAACUUCGUCUCAGAUGUUUCUUCAGUAAAUUGAAUUAUUCAGUUCAAUGGAAAUAAAAAGUAAAAAUGGAUUGAAAUUAUGCAAUUGUUCAUUAAGAGUAAAAAUAUAGCUAUACAUCAAAGCGAUGUUCAAUCUGUCCUAGUAUUUGAUUUGUAGUUCUCUGAUUGGUUAGGAAAAAGGCUUUUUUUUUUUUUCUUAAGAAAUUAAUUCUUUUUUGGAACCAUAAAUUGAUCAAAAGUCACAGUAAAGACAUUCAUCAUGUUACAAAUAAACGCUGUUUUUUGCAAUGUUCUAUUCAUCAAAAGUUCCUGAAAAAUUCCUUGUCUCCAUAAAAUUAUUAAAAAGCAACUGUUUUCAACAUGGACAAUAAGAAAUGUUUCAUAAGCAGCAGAUUUCUGAAGAUCAUGU
Messenger RNA from Carassius auratus (goldfish), 3705 nucleotides. Its product is annotated as tetratricopeptide repeat protein 28-like. The transcript has 2 exons. NCBI's taxonomy places the organism in Eukaryota, Metazoa, Chordata, Actinopteri, Cypriniformes, Cyprinidae. The coding region runs from base 334 to 792 and encodes 152 amino acids. The record is from RefSeq and is a predicted model, not a curated record. Gene Ontology annotation, molecular function: Hsp90 protein binding.